CUUAACAACUACCGACGAUCGAUUACGCAAGAUGACUAUUCUGUCGAAGAAGAAGACGAACGCCUCGAAAGAUAGACGAGAAGGAGGCAGCACUUCCGAAGUCGAUGUUCACGGAGUGCAAAACGAGCAUGGCUCCGGAUCCAUCGCAUUACCGAAUAGCCCAUAUCAGGUGCGUGCAGCGAACGGUUUCGCGGUCGAUCUUCAUGGGGUUCAGACCGAUCACGGAUCUGGUUCUAUAGUCCUCACAGGUGGCUCAUACGAGACAACUGUUGAUCGACGAGAAGACAAACACUUCGAAGAAGGAAGUGGUCCGAGUCAUGGAAAACGUCACAGACAAAGAGCAAGUCCACACAGUAUAUACGUUACUUGUUCUGUUAUUAAAUGUUUAGUAAAUUUAUGUUUCACCUUGGAAAGAGAUAGGGGUAGAGAGAGAGACAGAGAGAGGGAAAGGGAACGCGAAAGACAGGCUACACCACCCACUGCAUCUUGCAGUGGCUUGCAAGCUACAGAUGGAGCUACUGCAAACUUGGAACCCGAAUUAGCUAACGGUUACAAUAGUGGGGAUGAAUAUACUGGUAGAAAUGAAAAUAAUAUGACUUUGGCUGAGUGGCAGGAGCGGGAUAGGUGGUUCGAAAAGCGAAUGCGCAAAAUGGGGUUUAUUAUUAAAAAGAUGGGAGAAGAUGGAGCGUGCCUGUUCAGAGCUGUUGCAGACCAGGUUUACGGUGACCAGGAAAUGCACGGAGUAGUGCGAAAACAUUGUAUGGAUUAUAUUGCUUCCAAUCAGGAGUUCUUUUCUCAUUUCGUGGCAGAAGACUUUAGCACGUACGUAGAUAGGAAACGGCAGGAAUAUGUUCAUGGAAAUCAUAUUGAAAUGCAAGCAAUGUCUGAAAUGUAUAAUCGUAGCAUUCAGUUGUACUGCUACAGCACGGAACCCAUCAACAUCUUUCAUACAAUGGUCGAAAGUGAUAACGAACCGAUACGAUUGUCUUAUCAACGCGGUAGUCAUUAUAAUAGUAUAGUGGAUCCGUAUAAAGCUACCGUCGGUGUUGGGCUUGGUCUACCGGCGUUCAAUCCUGGUUCAGCUGAUCGACAAUUGAUAUCCGACGCAGUUCGUCAAAGCGAGGAAUUACAGAUUGAACAGACUAUGCUGGAGGAUAAAAUAAAAGCAACCGAUUGGGAAGCAACGAACGAAGCCAUAGAGGAACAAGUCGCCAGAGAAAGUUACUUGCAGUGGUUGAGGGAUAAUGAAAUGCGAAAAGCACGAUCAGCCAGUAGUAGCAGUACAAGUACGGUGACAAGCGCGCAACACAGUCUUACCCAUUUCCAUACUCAUGGUGGUCGUGGCCAGCAACGUAGCCACACUUCCUCUCCAACUACGACACAAACUAGCCAAGACACUUUACGUAACUCCCCGAAGGUGAAUGAUGCGGUAAGGUACAGUAAGAGGUCGCCGCAGCACCAGUCGGCCCAGGGUUCUACUAUAUCUCACCUUGCCACAGAUUUUGAACCUAAAAUUUCCCAAGAACCGAUGCCAGGCAGUAGUAAGGAAGCUCACGCUUCGCCAGAUAUAUCGAUGUUUAAUCGUCUUCCUCCCGAAGUGUUUGGUCUAACGGAUUGGGAAGAUAGCGAUGUACUCUCACAAGUUUUGGCGACAUCGCAACAGGAAUACUUGGACAGCUUGAAACAAUCACGAAGUUCUCCAUCAUCCGGAAGCGAUACUAAUAAUAUAUUAGAUUCUAGUAACAGUUAA
This is a messenger RNA of Dufourea novaeangliae, 1750 nucleotides long. It is a transcript of the gene Duba, whose product is annotated as OTU domain-containing protein 5-B. Bases 32 to 1750 code for a protein of 572 amino acids. Gene Ontology annotation, molecular function: K63-linked deubiquitinase activity; cysteine-type deubiquitinase activity. The record is from RefSeq and is a predicted model, not a curated record. The transcript has 12 exons. NCBI's taxonomy places the organism in Eukaryota, Metazoa, Arthropoda, Insecta, Hymenoptera, Halictidae. Gene Ontology annotation, biological process: protein deubiquitination.